AUGAAUGAAACUAAAGCUUGGGAGGUGGAUACACUGCGAGGCCAUAUGAAUAACGUUUCAUCAGUCAUGUUCCAUGCAAAACAGGACAUAAUUGUAUCAAACUCCGAGGAUAAGAGCAUCCGUGUCUGGGAUGCUACCAAGCGAACUGGAAUUCAGACUUUCCGUCGUGAACAUGAUCGGUUCUGGAUUCUUUGCAGUUCACCCUGA
Microthlaspi erraticum is the source of this 207-nucleotide messenger RNA. Lineage: Eukaryota; Viridiplantae; Streptophyta; Magnoliopsida; Brassicales; Brassicaceae. The record is from the annotation of a GenBank genome assembly.